GUUAUGGAUUUAAUUAGUUACAAUGAUGCUAAAAAAUUCCUCGAUGAUUCUCUAAUUGAGGAAUGUAUUGAACGCAGACAUAUUACUUUGGGUUGGCAACAUUCUGGCAAUAUUGGGGAAUCAAUUCGUCGUUUAGUAGAAUCAUCUAUUGGACAAUUUAGGAAACAAAUAUCUGGUGUUCCAAUAGCAUUGGGUACAAUUCGACUACUCAAACCAAUUUAUAUUUUGGAGGAUCAUAAUUGUAUGCAUGUUGAUUUUGAAGUACAAAUGAUUGUUUUAAAAGUACAGCCGGGAGGUGAAAAAUGUGAUGGUGAAGGAGAAAAAAUAAUUACUUGUAAGGCAAAACAAGUAUUGAAACAUGGAGUUGUUGGAACUGUUUUUGGCAAUAUAGGAAUGGUUUGUUCACCAGCACCUCAUGGAAUUAAAGAAAACGAUGUUUUUAAAGCUUGUUUUAUGGGUGUAAAAUUUAAAAAUUCGAUUUGUCAGGUUCAAACAAUUCCUCUAUCCAUUAAAAAAUUUAAUAAUUAAUUUAUUU
Messenger RNA from Meloidogyne enterolobii, 535 nucleotides. Lineage: Eukaryota; Metazoa; Nematoda; Chromadorea; Rhabditida; Meloidogynidae. The record is from the annotation of a GenBank genome assembly.